AUGUCUAGUGCAAUCGAGGGACUGCACUCUCGCGAGACCUCGUUGCUGGCGAUCCUGACGGAGUGGUUCCUCGCGGGCCGAGAGUGGGAAUACCCGGUACAGGUGAUGACGCAUGGAUUCUCGCGGCCGAUAAGAUCGAGUGGGAAAAGAGGAAGACUUGACGUUGACCUUGGUGUUCGAUUCGAGACCAAGUCCAAAAUUAGUGAGGACUGGGAUGGGGUGACGGAUGAGAUACCAGCCAAUCGGGCAUCCAUUGAUCGAACGGGCAUGCACGGUCACUUUGCGGAACCUGGAGAGCCUUGUCGCGAUGCUGGAAGGCUGGAUGUCAAGUUGGAUGAUCCUUCGGCCCGGGCAGGGGAUGUUCUAAAGAUCAAUCAAUUGGUGGGUCUGAAGUCGGAAGGGUCCCAGCUGUCAACGAUGGCAGGGCACAAUGGGAUGUCAUUUGAGAUUGGGGCAUAUCAUUCGAGUUUCGCUGAGGAAGAACUCCAUGGUGCUAGAGGAUGUGACAUGACUAUGAUGAAAAUUGGCCUCAUUGACGCAUGA
Molecule: messenger RNA, 543 nt
Organism: Penicillium paradoxum
Lineage: Eukaryota; Fungi; Ascomycota; Eurotiomycetes; Eurotiales; Aspergillaceae
Exons: 3
Coding region: 1-543 (180 amino acids)
Source: RefSeq, a predicted model, not a curated record